UAAUUAUCAUUUUUUACUAAAAGUUUACCGCAAUUUUUUUUUAAAUUACUGUGCAAAAGUUGAACUAAAGUACCACCUACAUCUGCACGAUGGCAGAUGUUCGAGACAUUCUCGAUUUGGAACGCCCGGUCACACCGGAGCUGACCAAGGAAUCGCUGCUAGCCAAGAACAAGAAGAUCUAUGAGAAAAAACUAGCGGUGAAACGUCCGGAGGGCAUGCACCGGGAGGUGUUUGCUUUGUUGUACAAUGACAACAAGGAUGCCCCACCACUGCUUCCCACCGACACCGGAACCGGCUACAAACAGACGAAAGCUCGGCUCGGCAUGAAGAAGGUUCGCCGCUGGCAUUGGGCACCGUUUGUGAAUCCGGCCCGUUCGGAUGGCGCUGUCUUCCACCACUGGAAGCGUGGCUCCGAUGAACCCAAGGAGUACCCAUUUGCCAAGUUCAACAAGCAGUUGGACAUCCCUAGCUACACCAUGAACGAGUACAAUACGCAUCUGAAGACGAAUCCGACCAAGUGGACGAAGCCGCAAACUGACCACCUGUUCGAUUUGGCCAAGCGGUUCGAUGUGCGGUUCAUUAUAAUGACUGACCGGUGGGAUAGGGCUAACUAUGGGUGCAAGACUGUGGAGGAUCUGAAGGAGCGCUACUAUGAGGUGAUUGGAGUUUUAAACAAAGUUCGUGGAACACCGGAGAAGAAGAUUUACUCGUUCGAUGCGGAGCACGAGCGUAAGAGAAAGGAACAACUGAAGAAGUUAUUUGAUCGAACGCCGAAGCAAAUCGAGGAAGAACAGAUGCUUCUGAACGAGCUGAAGAAGAUUGAAGCACGGAAGAAGGAACGGGAACGCAAGACUCAGGACUUGCAGAAGCUGAUCUCGCAAGCGGAUCAACAGCAGGCAGAACAGCAGCAACAGCACGCUGCCAGUUCCCACAAGAAGCAUGACAAAAAGCUCAAGAAGAAAAUCCAACAGCAACCGCGUCCCUCCAAGGUGGACUCGGUCGUGAAUGCCGUCGAAACGGCCGGGAUCAAAUUUACCGAUUUGCGCGGAACGGGCGUCUCGCUGCGUUCGCAGAAGAUGAAACUGCCCGCCAACGUGGGUCAGAAGAAGGCAAAGGCACUGGAACAGGCACUGCAGGAGUUCAAGGUCGAUCCGAACCCGCCGCCGAUCGAGGAAAUUUGCGUCGCAUUUAACGAGCUGCGUUCGGACAUGGUGCUGCUGUGCGAGCUGCGAACCGCCCUGGCCACCUGUAAUUUCGAGCUGGAAAGUCUGAAGCACCAGUACGAGGCCCUAUGCCCGGGGAAGACGCUGAACAUUCCGGCUGCCCUGGUGAGCCCACCGACGGAGGAUUCCGCGGGAUCCAUCGAUCCGGGAGAUGUUUCCGGACUGGUUUAAGGUAUGGGGGGAUGGUAAGGGGGUUUUUUUUU
Molecule: messenger RNA, 1426 nt
Organism: Ochlerotatus camptorhynchus
Lineage: Eukaryota; Metazoa; Arthropoda; Insecta; Diptera; Culicidae
Gene: DMAP1
Product: DNA methyltransferase 1 associated protein 1
Exons: 2
Coding region: 90-1394 (434 amino acids)
Biological process (GO): DNA repair; chromatin remodeling; negative regulation of transcription by RNA polymerase II
Cellular component (GO): NuA4 histone acetyltransferase complex; Swr1 complex; nucleus
Molecular function (GO): transcription corepressor activity
Source: RefSeq, a predicted model, not a curated record